GCCGAAGCGAAGCAGCUCAUUGAGAAAUCAUCUCAUCUCCAUCCAGCAACACCUGCACCAACUCCUUCAUCGACCUUGAUCACAUAUAUAGGCCCUGGUGGCCACAUAGCACUCAAAGAUGUCUCUCGUCCACUUAGCCAACACCUGCUCCCAUCUCCAAAACGCCACCAAGGCACGCCUAGGCCUGACCUCAAUCCCAGACACAAAAUUCCAUCUAGGUCUGAUGCUCGCCCUACAAAACUCAGGCUUCCUGUCGACCGUCGUGCGCGGCGGUCCCACGCCACCUCCGGCACACAAUCUCCUCUCCCACCCGAGUUCCUCGGACCCAGAACACCCCAUCGAGCAGGUCACCCGGCACAACAUAUCUAGCCGGCGACUAUGGCUGGGUCUAAAAUAUUGGAACAGCUCGCCUGUGCUGGAGAAGAUGUCGCUGGUCAGCAAACCCACGCGGCGGAUAUGGAUGGACGUCACUGGACUACAAAAACUUGUUCUGGGCAAAAAUAGCGGAUACGUCAAGGGUAUGACACGGACGGGCGAAUGUCUCUUCGUCAGCACGGAUCGCGGGAUUCUCGAAGCUAGAGAGUGCGUGGAGAGAAAACUGGGCGGCAUGUUGAUCUGUCGAGUGCGGUGAUGAAAAGAGUCGUUGCGCAAUGUCACGUCCCUUCACAACCACAGUGUGGCCGUCUCUUUGCACAGCAACUCCCCGUCAAGCAUACGGACACCCAUCUUGAUGGGAUCUCGUUCUUUCGGGACGCGAAGAUUUAGCAAGAGUGGGAGGUUAGACUGGAUCGAAGGAGCACGGAGCUUGG
Messenger RNA from Exophiala viscosa, 809 nucleotides. Its product is annotated as 30S ribosomal protein S8. Gene Ontology annotation, biological process: translation. Gene Ontology annotation, cellular component: mitochondrion; ribosome. Bases 119 to 631 code for a protein of 170 amino acids. Gene Ontology annotation, molecular function: structural constituent of ribosome. The transcript is spliced from 2 exons. NCBI's taxonomy places the organism in Eukaryota, Fungi, Ascomycota, Eurotiomycetes, Chaetothyriales, Herpotrichiellaceae. The record is from RefSeq and is a predicted model, not a curated record.